UGUUCUAGUACAACGUUGUGAUACAGGUGCUUGGUAAGUUAGACUUCUGUUCUAGUACAACGUUGUGAUACAGGUGCUUGGUAAGUUAGACUUCUGAUCUAGUACAACGUUGUGAUACAGGUACUUGGUAAGUUAGACUUCUGGUCUAGUACAAUGUUGUGAUACAGGUGCUUUGUAAAUUAGACUUCUGUUCUAGUACAACGUUGUGAUACAGGUGCUUGGUAAGUUAGACUUCUGGUCUAGUACAAUGUUGUGAUACAGGUGCUUGGUAAGUUAGACUUCUGUUCUAGUACAACGUUGUGAUACAGGUGCUUGGUAAAUUAGACUUCUGUUCUAUUACAAUGUUGUGAUACAGGUGCUUGGUAAGUUAGACUUCUGUUCUAGUACAACGUUGUGAUACAGGUGCUUGGUAAAUUACAUUCUACUGAGGUAACAUAUGGAAUUGUUUUAAGAUGGUCGGACCAUUAAUCAUUUAGCUAUUUGAUUUUAGGAUUAUUGUAAUUACCCCCCCCCCCCAAAAAAAAAAUAUAUAUAUUUAAAAGGAAAUACACAUAUUUAACCCCUUUUUUUGGGGGGGGGGACUUCUGGUUUAUGGAGUGUAACAUGUAGUUGAUUAACAUACAGAUAGAUAAACAUUAGACAAUAAUAUCGUCCUGUUUGGUUUGAACAAUAAAAUCAACAUUAACAGAACAAUAAAGUUUUCACUUGUCCUUGGUCUUCCAGAUGCUGAGUGCCUGGUGAUCAGUCCUGCCAGGCUGGUGGUGAAGUAUGGAGACCCAGCCUCCUCUAACUGCAGCUCAGAUACCCCUGUAGAGAUGGGCUGGGAAGCCAUCCAGGGAGGGACGGGUCUAACAGACAAGGAGGUGAAAUUCCUACGCUGGAGGGUGGACAGUGUGACUGAAUGGUAUAGCACACCUACAUGCUACACAGAAGGAGGCCUGUGUCAGAAACAGCUGGACAUCACAGUUUAUAAGCUUCCAGACAGUGUCUCCAUCAGCUACAGGAAGUACCCUGAUCCGAUGGUUGAGGGGCAUCAGUACCUGCUGCAGUGUCUUGUCCAGAACAUCGCUCCUAUUGGGAGACUCAGGGUGACCUUCUACAAAGUCUCUACCACUGGUGAACAGACAGAAUUAGACACACAACAGAAAUCCAAGGACACCAUCAAGACACCAGAGAAUGGGACCUACACCCUGGACUUCACCCCUGGUAGAGAUGAUGACAGGGCCCAGUUGUUGUGUUCAGCCAUGUUGGAUCUGGGACCAGAGGGACCACAACCUCCUCCUGUAAUGGACUCAAACCGCCUCAACAUCAACGUGCACUACAAGCCUCAGAUCACUAGGAGUCCUGGAUGUUUCUCCAUGAGCACCACAGAGGGCGACACCUUAUCACUGGCUUGUAGUGCAAAUGCCUCUCCUCUCUCCCUCACCUCCUCCCCUCUCCCAUCUGCCUCUCCUCUCUCCCUCACCUACUCCCCUCUGCCCCUCUCUCCCAUCUGCCUCUACCCUCUCCUCUCUCCCUCACCUGCUCCCCUCUCCCUCUCUUCUCCCUCUACUCUCCUGCCCUCUAGUGGACUACCUGCCCAUCUUUGCAGGGCUGGCUGCAGCUGUGGUGGUGAUCCUCUUGGUGAUCUCCUGUUUCACCUACUCUUCUUACUAUAAACACAGGCGCAUGAGCCAUUAACAGCUGAAAAUCAUGUUGCCACGACGACACAAGAACAAACACGUGGUGCACCACAACGGAAUGGACCAGUCCGUUAUGUAGAGGAGGGGUUGGGGUCAGAGCAUGUGAGCAGAGGUUGGAAAUCCUGAUGAGUGGGUAUGGCUCUCCACGUCCUUUCCUACCGCUCCCUCACAGAAUGGAAGCAAGUCCCCGUAGCAAUGUUCCAACAUCUAGUGGAAAGCCUUCCCAGAAGACUGGAGGCUGUUAUAGCAGCAAUGUUCCAACAUCUAGUGGAAAGCCUUCCCAGAAGACUGGAGGCUGUUAUAGCAGCAAUGUUCCAACAUCUAGUGGAAAGCCUUCCCAGAAGACUGGAGGCUGUUAUAGCAGCAAUGUUCCGACAUCUAGUGGAAAGCCCUCCCAGAAGACUGGAGGUUGUUAUAGCAGCAAUGUUCCAACAUCUAGUGGAAAGCCUUCCCAGAAGACUGGAGGCUGUUAUAGCAGCAUUGUUCCAACAUCUUGUGGAAAGCCUUCCCAGAAGACUGGAGGCUGUUAUAGCAGCAAAGUGGGGACCAACUCCAUAUUAAUGCCCAUGAUUUUGGAAUGAGAUGUUCGUGUCCAUAUACUUUUGGUCAUGUAGUGUAUCUGGUUACACUUGCAGACUGGCGCAUAAUUAAAUACUACACUUCUCAAUUGCAGAUCAUGUUCAUUUCAGUAUUUAUUAACUUGCAUCGUCUAAUUCACUCAGUGAUCAUAAAGUACCAAAUAACAAGAUAUGUGUGCAAAGAAAGCACUAUUAUAUCUGUAUGCACAUGUGUGUGUAGAUUAAUGCAUUUAUUUCGUAUAUAUUUCCCAAUAAAGAACCAUUUUGAAGUA
Messenger RNA from Oncorhynchus nerka (sockeye salmon), 2532 nucleotides. RefSeq lists its product as uncharacterized. Gene Ontology annotation, biological process: cell adhesion. NCBI's taxonomy places the organism in Eukaryota, Metazoa, Chordata, Actinopteri, Salmoniformes, Salmonidae. Gene Ontology annotation, molecular function: integrin binding. The transcript is spliced from 6 exons. The record is from RefSeq and is a predicted model, not a curated record. Bases 816 to 1658 code for a protein of 280 amino acids.